CUUCCCCUCCCCCUCCCCAUCUCCCACCAGGGCCUAACGCUCCUCUCCUCACGGCGCAGGCGCAGGGGCCGCCGCCGGCUCUGGCUUCCAUUCCAUUCGCUGGGACGCCAGGGGCGCCGCGUGAGGGGGAGACGCGCGGCCGCAGCACCGCCCGCUCGCCUGCCCCGGGCCGGUCACCGCCGGCACCAUGAAGAUCUGGACCUCGGAGCAUGUCUUCGACCACCCUUGGGAAACAGUUACAACAGCUGCUAUGCAGAAAUACCCAAAUCCCAUGAACCCUAGUGUGAUUGGAGUUGACGUACUAGACAGACACAUAGACCCCAGUGGAAAGUUGCAUAGCCAUAGACUGCUCAGUACAGAAUGGGGGAUGCCAUCUAUCGUAAAAUCACUCAUCGGUGCUUGCAGAACAAAGACAUAUGUUCAGGAACACUCUGUAGUUGACCCUGUGGAAAAAACAAUGGAACUUAAGUCAAGUAAUAUUUCAUUUACAAAUCUAGUAUCAGUAGAUGAGAGGCUUAUCUAUAAACCACAUCCUCAAGAGCCAGAAAAAACCAUUUUGACUCAAGAAGCAAUAAUCUCUGUGAAAGGUGUCAGUGUCAGCAGUUAUCUAGAAGGAUUAAUGGAAAACACUAUCUCUUCCAAUGCGAAUAAAGGCCGUGAAGCAUUGGAAUGGGUAAUCAGUAAAUUGAAUGCUGAAAUUGAGGAGUUCACAGCUUCAGAGAGGAAGCAUGAGGACUUCUAUGGCAGCGGCAGCAUUUGUAGAGAAAUAAUACUACAUCCGCUAUUCCCAGAUCUGUGCCAAUGCUGUCAGAGCAGCGAUGAAACCACAAUACAAAGCUGAGGCAGAAAAAGCUGCAGUGGCCACUAUAAAAAUAGCAAAACCUAAAAAGGAGUAAGAUGAUUGUCCCCGUGAUGAACUGUAUGGACAAAAUAUCAAGUGAAGACAAGGUCAUGGGUCUGAAGAUGUGCAGUGUAGUCUCUUCAUGUUAGCUAUAAAAUCUGCCUACAUGUGUAAGUCAACAUGCUAAUAAACUGAGCUUCUAGUUCAUCAUGACCAUA
Molecule: messenger RNA, 1059 nt
Organism: Mauremys reevesii (Reeves's turtle)
Lineage: Eukaryota; Metazoa; Chordata; Testudines; Geoemydidae
Gene: PRELID3B
Product: PRELI domain containing 3B
Biological process (GO): phospholipid transport
Cellular component (GO): mitochondrial intermembrane space
Molecular function (GO): phosphatidic acid transfer activity
Source: RefSeq, a predicted model, not a curated record